CUUGGUGCUGAAAACUGUGUAAAACAUUCGAGCUAGUUUUUAGGCUUUGGCCGAAAGGACACUGAGAGGAGGUCACACACUAUGUAAAUAUACUUCUUCCCAGUUCGAUAAAUGAGCUUAAGUCCUUCCUUCUCUGACCUCGACAAUUCACAAGAGGACCGAAUGUCCACGUUUUAGCUCGAUCGGGGAGAAAAGUAUUAUAACUCUUCGAAGAAACAAACACUGUGCAAGCAUGUACUGGCGGAAAUUGCACUAAAUUUAUAAAAUUGAUAAAAUUAAUAGCAUUUAAAUGUACACCUUUGUGAUAUUCUACUGCCUAACAACAUGCGACUUUCCAGCAGCCAAUUAAAGUGAAAAUUCGAUUAAAAUUUGUUCCAUCUUAGUUUGAGAACGAUCCUGCAGAAGAAAAAAGUUUAUUUUUCCAGCACAUCGGCAAAUAAUAUACACAUGCUCGAAAUGCUUGAUUUCCGUUGACAUGAAAGAAAAUUAGGAUUUAUUUUACGGAGUAAAACAUUUCCACUUUUACCAGAACGCUUGGGAAAGUGUUUCGCACUUAUUAAGAGAUCUGUAACAGGUGCUCUAUCCAAAAAUUAAUCUGCUACGAGUACGACAGCAUGAGGAAAAGGAAACAGCUUGGUAUUACCCAUGGCAGACAUGUGAAAGAGUCCAGAGUCCAGAGUCGACUGCCGAGUUUAAAACAAGCUAGAGGGAGACGACCAUGGCUACGUUUUCCCUCAAAUUUUAUUUCUUGCUGAUGAUUAUUAUGCCACAGAAAAUAACUUUCGCUUUUACUUGUGGAAUAACAACCUUCAAUGAAAGUUUGUUUGAGAGAGAAGGUAGCCUUACAAAUAUUACAUACCUGUAUAAGGUUACCGACUCCUCAGUAUUUUCAGACAAAACCACCUUUGCUUUCCACCUUUGCCGGAAUAACCUGCUGACAACUCAAUGUACAUUUAAAUGGAGAGAAAAACUCGACCAAAUGGCUGUCAAGAACUGGAGUCCUGGGGAUGGAACGUUCUGCUCGUGCGAGCGACAUAUCAGCAGCUCCCCGCAGUCCUGGGAAAUAAAAAUUUCACAACUGGUCAGUCGGUCACUAAGUGUGAUGCAGCUCUCUUUGGAAAACAAUGUCAAUAAUAAAAAGACAACCCAAUUGAUACGCACAAUAUUUCUCAAUGCUCUAUAUCCGCCUAAAGUCACAAGUCUGACUGUAGACGGACACGAAGUGAAUGGCACUCAUUUCACCAACGAGGGUCAGGAGGUCCUUAUCUCCUGCUCCUUUGACGCAGGAAACCCGCCUGUCAACUUCCGUCUGGUGGACAAAAAUAAGGAACUUGCUGCAGGUGCAGGUCGUCUUAACUAUCCACUUUCAAUCCAAUGUGAAGAUAACUGGCCGAGAGUUAACUGUGAAGGAAGAGGGUCGGCAGAGAACAGAACUGUGUCUUUUCUUCUCAAAUGUCCACCUCAGUUUCUUGAUGUCGCCAUAAAGAACGUUAGUCUUCCAGUGGUUGCCGCAACAUUUCGAGUCAAAUCUCACACGACAGCAGUUGAGGGAUGUUUCUUGACAUCAAUGUCUUUAGAAGAGAAGACCACAAGAGCAGUAAAAUGUGUCCUAAAUGGUCAUCCGCCUGAUCUUGUGUUGAGUCUUUACCUUGAUACAGAAACUAGUAUUGCCCAAGGUAAAUGGAAGUUGAUUCUUCUCAAUGAAAAAGGCUUUGCCAACACAACGCUGAGUAUCAUCAAAAGAUCAGGUAAGACGACUUUUAUUGUUAAAAUCACUAUCAUUAAAAGAAAACUGAACUAUCAUAAGAUAACGGAUCUAGUAUCUUAGCAGCAAGUAACCUCCGCCUCCAAAAACACAAACUUCAAGCAUUUACACAUGUGUACCUCAGUCAUAAAGCACAGAAACACUAAACUACACAAUUUAAUUGAUUAUUAGCUUGGGUCUCCCUUUGUAAUUAGUUUUCUUUAGGACAUGCACCGCAUCAUUUACUUCUAUAUCUAGAGAUUGUAUUUGAGUUGCUUUGGAUUUUUGUGUUGGCAACUUCCUUAAGUAUAUACAAGUUUUAAUACUAAUACUAACACUUGUCUACAGUCUUCCUCAACCUCCCGGGUCCCAUUGGUAGACGGAAAUGUAGAUGCGUGGGUAAAUUAGUAUUUAUAAGGAAGAUCUUAACAGGCUAACUAUAGUUCUCGUCGUCUUCAUCAGCAACAAGUUUACCACCACAUUUGCAUUUAGAUAAAAAAAUGUAAAUGCUGUUACAAAAA
This is a messenger RNA of Pomacea canaliculata, 2265 nucleotides long. RefSeq lists its product as uncharacterized. NCBI's taxonomy places the organism in Eukaryota, Metazoa, Mollusca, Gastropoda, Architaenioglossa, Ampullariidae. The record is from RefSeq and is a predicted model, not a curated record. The transcript is spliced from 4 exons. Bases 719 to 1828 code for a protein of 369 amino acids.